Molecule: messenger RNA, 2534 nt
Organism: Anolis carolinensis (green anole)
Lineage: Eukaryota; Metazoa; Chordata; Lepidosauria; Squamata; Anolidae
Gene: kctd15
Product: potassium channel tetramerization domain containing 15
Exons: 5
Coding region: 1043-1855 (270 amino acids)
Biological process (GO): protein homooligomerization
Molecular function (GO): protein binding
Source: RefSeq, a predicted model, not a curated record
AUAGUAAAAGGGCUGCUGACAGUUCUGCUUGCCAUCUCCAUCUCCAAGCAUUAUUAUUAUUAUUGCUAUUAUUGAACCCAAUGUUGUGUUGUGGUCUUUGUCGUCCCAGAGGGGAAAGCUAAGUCAUUGCAAGUGUCUGAUAGUAAAAGGGCUGCUGACAGUUCUGCUUGCCAUCUCCAUCUCCAAGCAUUAUUAUUAUUAUUACUAUUAUUAUUGCUAUUAUUGAACCCAAUGUUGUGUUGUGGUCUUUGUCGUCCCAGAGGGGAAAGCUAAGUCAUUGCAAGUGUCUGAUAGUAAAAGGGCUGCUGACAGUUCUGCUUGCCAUCUCCAUCUCCAAGCAUUAUUAUUAUUAUUACUAUUAUUAUUACUAUUAUUGAACCCAAUGUUGUGUUGUGGUCUUUGUCGUCCCAGAGGGGAAAGCUAAGUCAUUGCAAGUGUCUGAUAGUAAAAGGGCUGCUGACAGUUCUGCUUGCCAUCUCCAUCUCCAAGCAUUAUUAUUAUUAUUGCUAUUAUUGAACCCAAUGUUGUGUUGUGGUCUUUGUCGUCCCAGAGGGGAAAGCUAAGUCAUUGCAAGUGUCUGAUAGUAAAAAGGCUGCUGACAGUUCUGCUUGGCAUCUCCGUCUCCGACGACAUAACAAUAAACCCCGGGAACGGUGCCGUUUUGGCUCGUCUUUGUUCCUGUGCCAUCUGCACCCGUCAUUCCAGGCUCUCGUUGGAUUGCGACCCACAUCUGCCCCGUUUUGGGCGGGCCGUGGCUUCGUUCCCCAUUGUUCCCUGCCUCUGAGAAGCGAGUGGGAGACGGAAAGGUCUAUAAUAGGAGGGCUCUAAUAGAGAGAUAGAGAGAGAGCGAGAGAGAAAGAGAUGAAGCCGUGCCGCCCGGUGCCGCAUGCCGCCUCGGAAGCCGUUCCCAUUGGGCGCCAAUGGACUUUCUUUCAAGUAAGCGCGCUCGCGAUUGGGCAUCGCCUCCCUCGUGCCCGGCAGGAGACCCCAACCCAAUAGCGAGCGGCUGGAGCCUCAGUCAAACCUAUCCGCGAAAGGGAAGAUGAUCUGCAGGAGAAGCAUCUGGCUGGAGGAAGGAAGAGCGAUGUCCCGGCUGUCCUUAACGCGCUCCCCGGUUUCGCCCCUGGCCGCUCAAGGCAUCCCUCUCCCGGCGCAGCUCACCAAGUCCAAUGCGCCCGUCCACAUCGACGUAGGAGGACACAUGUACACCAGCAGCCUGGCCACCCUCACCAAGUACCCCGACUCCAGAAUAAGCCGCCUGUUUAAUGGCACGGAGCCCAUCGUCUUGGACAGUUUGAAACAGCAUUAUUUCAUCGACCGAGACGGAGAAAUUUUCAGAUACAUCCUGAGCUUCUUGAGGACGUCGAAGUUGCUGCUCCCCGAAGAUUUCAAGGACUUCCACCUCUUGUACGAAGAGGCCCGCUACUACCAGUUGCAGCCGAUGAUCAAGGAGCUGGAGCGGUGGAAGCAGGAGCGGGAGCAGAAGAAGCUCUUCCAGCCCUGCGACUGCCUGGUGGUGCGGGUCACGCCGGACCUGGGCGAGCGCAUUGCCCUCAGCGGGGAGAAGGCCCUCAUCGAGGAGAUCUUCCCCGAGACCGGGGACGUCAUGUGCAACUCCGUCAACGCCGGGUGGAACCAGGACCCCACCCACGUCAUCCGCUUCCCCCUCAACGGAUACUGCCGGCUCAAUUCCGUCCAGGUGCUGGAGCGGUUGUUCCAGAAGGGCUUCGCCGUGGCGGCCUCGUGCGGCGGAGGCGUGGACUCCUCCCAGUUCAGCGAGUACGUUUUAUGCCGCGAGGACCGGCGGCCGCAGCCCAACUCGGCCAUCAGGAUAAAGCAAGAGCCGCUGGACUGAAGGACCCCCGGACUCUGCUCCCCUCCUUUCCGUUGUGAACGUAGACGUCUUGAAUCCCAGUCCCUUUGGACGGCGUUGCGGCGGGCGGUGUUUCCGGCACAUCCGGAGACGACUCUUUGAGACGCGGCGCGACUACGUUGUGUUCCUCGAGCCUGGGGUUGUGGGAACCCCGCCGGUGCCGAGAGUGACCUUUUGACUGGACGUUGGCUGGGAAACGUGUCUCGUUUUUGAAGGAUGGCUCCAGGCACCUUUUCCGGAGGACGGGCUCCUCCUCCUCUUCCUCCUCCUCCUCCUCCUCGUGGCUCCAAGAACCGGAAGGAAGCUCGGCCUCGUCUUCCCCUCCGUCCCGUCUCCUUCCUUCCUUCCUUCCUUCCGAGCGUUCUUCCAACUCCUCCGUUUCUUCCCCCUUGUACAUCGCCGACCGUUUUCCCCCCCGUUCGCCCGUUGUAUCAAAAUGGCUUAUUUUUCUACAAAUACGUACUUCCCGCUCUCCGCGUUCAGGGACUGAUCCACGUUCUCUUCUGGUGCUGAACUCGUUUUUUGGAGACUUCGAGACAUCGUUUGGGGAGGGAAACCGGGGAGUGACGCUUCGCCAACUUCUCCAACAACAUUUACACUUUGGGAACGGAGACUCCGACGAGGUUGCGUGACAUUAAACCGACCCUGUCGUGGAGGCCAA